AUGACUCUCCAUAUUUCACAUCCAUACACCGCAGUAUAUGUCAAAUCUCAAGUUUCAAUUUCUCGUAGCCACAGAAUCAUGCUAGUGUUCCGAGCAUUGGCGCUUUUCUGCGCCUCAAUGGCGUUCGUGGGUGCUACCGUGGUACUGUCGCUACGCGAGAGUGCACUCAACUCGCCUAAUUUUAUCAUAGAAGCGACUAACUCUGAUCUUUCACUUUUCAGCGGUCCUAGGUCGUACUACACUUUACUCAUAUUAACGUCUACAGACCCCCGCCACGAGUGUGAAUUGUGCUUGUUGCUUGAAAACAUAGUCGCUAAGGUGUCUAGGUCGUAUUUCCGGGACCAUUUUGCCAGUGAUCUGGUUUUCAUAGCCAAAGUCGAUAUUGUGGAUCGUACAAAUAUCGAUAUUUUCGACCUGCUUGGGUUGUCAGAGAUCCCCCAUAUAUGGCUUGUGCCACCUUCGCAUCGUAUAGGCAACUUGGAAGCCGAUAAUGAGUCGUGGGAAGACAAGUUGUACAUCUUGAAGCAACCGCACUUGGAGUUUAAGCUUCCAAUUGCCAACGAAAAUACCCAAGUCAUGGCCAUGGCGCAAUGGCUCGCAGAGACGAUCCUGAAACCCAUCCAUGUGGAAGCGGCGGACGGGGGAAUGUACUAUUUUGUUCGCAAUUUUGCAAUCACAUUUGCGCUCAUUCUCAUUGUGAAAAAACGGGGUCCACGAGCUUUCAAAAACGCUGGAAAAAAGCCGGUAUACUCCAUUUUGGCUAUAGUUGCAGUGCUACUAUUCACGUCUGGAUAUCACUAUACAACGCUGCAAAAAGUGCCCUUUGUCGCUCAGAACGACGACCGACAAUUCAUAUACAUUUCGGGCGGCAGCCACUACCAAUUUGGAAUUGAAACUUUGAUAGUAGCAGCAAACUACCUUGCACUAGCAUCUGCUACGCUAUUAUUGAUUUUUCUUGGCCGUUAUAAGGUAAAAUCUACACGAUUUAUUCACAGUGAAAAUAUGCGAGCGACGUUAAUUUCAGUCACUGCUGUUGCAAUUUUUCUACUUUUUAGCUGCUUGACGUCCAUUGUCUUGAGAAAAGACCACGAGUACCCCUAUGCAUUUGCAAGACUAUUUUAG
Molecule: messenger RNA, 1122 nt
Organism: Meyerozyma guilliermondii ATCC 6260
Lineage: Eukaryota; Fungi; Ascomycota; Pichiomycetes; Serinales; Debaryomycetaceae
Product: dolichyl-diphosphooligosaccharide--protein glycotransferase
Exons: 1
Coding region: 1-1122 (373 amino acids)
Cellular component (GO): oligosaccharyltransferase complex
Source: RefSeq, a predicted model, not a curated record